This is a messenger RNA of Notolabrus celidotus (New Zealand spotty), 1930 nucleotides long. It is a transcript of the gene stx17, whose product is annotated as syntaxin 17. Gene Ontology annotation, molecular function: SNAP receptor activity; SNARE binding. Lineage: Eukaryota; Metazoa; Chordata; Actinopteri; Labriformes; Labridae. The transcript is spliced from 7 exons. The record is from RefSeq and is a predicted model, not a curated record. Gene Ontology annotation, biological process: vesicle fusion; exocytosis; intracellular protein transport. Gene Ontology annotation, cellular component: SNARE complex; autophagosome membrane; plasma membrane. The coding region runs from base 273 to 1175 and encodes 300 amino acids.
CGUCGGAAACUUAUAGUGGACGCACCAAGGAGAGGGUUGUUUACAAACAGAAAAAAAGUGUCGGAAAGAAACUGAAAGGGAUGCCGAACAUUAGGAAAUGUAUGUAUCAUUCAAUAUCAUCAUCGGCAUGGAGGCUGUGAAGAGUCGUCAACGAGGAUAGAUUAAAACUUGGUUUGUUUUUCCAGAGUGGGGGCAGUGAGAUAAAGCUGAGCAGGUGGAGUGUCCGAGUUGGUGGACACAGAGGUGUUGGCUGUGGGCAGUCAGCAGGACACAUGGCAGAGGAGAGCCACAAGCUGACACUGAGGCGCCUGGAGGCACCGAUCCACAAGUUUAUUAAAGUGGCUCUUCCCACGGACCUGGAGAGGCUGCAGAAACACCACAGUAACAUACUGAAGUACCAAAAGAACCAGCAAUGGGAUCGCCUUCAUCAGGAGCACAUCAAUGCCAGCAGAACUGUUCAGCAACUGAGAGCGAACAUCAGAGAGAUGGAGAAGCUGUGCACUCGGGUCCGGGCUGAAGAUGCUGCCUCUCUGGAAGCGCUCAUCAAGCCUGUCAGAGACAGGGCGUCAGCUGCUGCACAAGACUUCCUGCUUCUAAACUCUAACCCAGUACCCUGGCCCGUGCCAGCACCUGCAGCUCAGCCAUCCAGCUGUGUGUCCAGCAGUUGCAAUUCUGAUGAAGACAUUGGCGAGGAUCCGGUGUCUGGCCAGCAACUUCAGCUCCGCCUUCCAGAAAUCCCUUCAGAUCAGAGUGCAGCAGAGUCUUGGGACAACCUGGAAGAGGACCUGAAGCAGCUGAGUGGCUUAGUGACGGAGUUCUCUCUACUUGUCCAUUCCCAGCAGGAGAAGAUUGACAGCAUAGAGGACAACGUCAACACAGCCGCUGCCAACGUGGAGGAGGGGACCAGGAGCCUGGGGAAGGCGGUGGGCUACAAGUUGGCGGUGUUGCCGGUUGCCGGGGCACUGCUGGGCGGCGUAUUAGGAGGUCCUCUUGGCCUACUGGCUGGGUUCAAAGCUGCAGGGGUGGCUGCUGCUCUGGGAGGGGGAGCCUUGGGCUUUGCAGGAGGAAACCUGGUACAGAAACAACGCAAAGCCCGAGUGGAACUACAGAUGAAACAAUUGACGGCACCACCACCGGAAUCACCGACAGAAGCAGAGUCAAGCAAGGACAAAUGACCCGGCAGCUGUGGUCAGUUCUCUGACCUCCAGAGCUGAAAAACCACAAAGCAAAAAGUAGACCUGUUCACAUGCCUUAAAGACACUCAGUCAGAUGUUAACAAGUAGUAUCAACAGCCUUAUUCAUGAGUCACAAUCUUUGACGUUCAGAUGUGAAUGAUGUUCCUGUAAGGACAUGAAGCUCAUUUUAUACACGCGUUACUUUUUUUAUUGUGAACACACUGUAGCAGUUAGGAACACUACAGCUUUUAGUUUGAAGUGGCUAUGAGCACAUUACAUAUCUUAAAAGUAUCCUUUGCACCUAAGUUGAAUCUAUAUUUGGAGAGUUCAUUUGCAAAAACAGAUAACUCACUUUUAAAAAAUUUAAAAAAUGUUUCAAAAAACACACUUUUUCUAUUCCUAGCUUUAGCUAUCAGAUGUUACCAGAAACAAAAACCUGGUUUUGUUUUCCUCAAGCUUUUUUUCCCCAAAUAAUUAUUUUACAAGCUUUGUUUCCAGAAAUCACGCCUCAGUGUUCCUUAAUGCAGAAACUAAUAUUCCAAUGUGAACACACUCACACCUGAGACUACAGUAUAUUUAUUCAAUAAUGUAAAAAAAAAGUGCUCUGCUUAAAUAUUUGAAUAAAUUAUACUGUUUGUAUUGAGACCUGCUUUUGCAAACAAAGAGCAAAUAUUGCACAAAGAGGCGCCAAAGUGUAAAAACCUGCCAUGUGUUGAUUAUUACCCUGCUGCCAAUAAAUGUGUUUUUUCAACAUU